AGGCAUGUAAGCUGCUCAGGAGCUGGCAUUUAGUCUGUUACUAUUUGUAGCUGUGCUCGGAGAUGGAUUGAGCCUGCCUGGCUGAGGUCAUUGCAUAAGACAGCGUGGUAGUGGAAUGAAUAGGCGAAAGACAUGAAUUACACACGUUUUUUGACAGCUGUGAGUGCAGCCAGGCAAGCCUCACCAAUAAGGGCAAUGACUGAUCUAUUAAUGAGGUCUCCGCCAUCAGUCAUAUCACUGGCAGGGGGAGCUCCAAAUCCAGAUACAUUCCCUUUUAAGUCAGCCAGCGUUACCUUGAACGAUGGGACAGCUGUUGAGAUUGGGGAAACUUUAAUGAAGAAAGCUCUACAGUAUUCUGCAACACCAGGCGUUCCAGAAUUGGUUUCCUGGUUGAAAGAAUUUCAAAAAAAGCUGCACAAUCCACCUACCCUUACAUACAGCGCUGAAAAAGGACAGAUGGCCAUGUGCGUCACUACUGGCAGCCAGGAAGGAUUGUCUAAGGUAUUUGAUAUGCUUGUAAGUCCUGGAGAUAACGUUUUGGUAGAUGCACCAACCUAUUCUGGAACUCUGGCAGCCAUAAAACCACUAGGAUGCAACCUUAUUGGUGUUCCCACCGAUCAACAUGGUAUUAUUCCUCAGGCUCUUAAAGAUAUUCUCUGUAGAUGGAAACCACAGGAUGUUAAUACACCUGAAAAGAAAUCCCCUAAAAUUCUUUACACUAUUCCGAAUGGGGGCAAUCCCACAGGAGCCUCUCUGACCACAGAGCGCAAAAUAGAAGUCUACAAGAUUGCACAAGAAUAUGAUUUGAUAAUUGUGGAGGAUGAUCCCUAUUACUUUCUGCAGUUCAAUAAGCCCUGGGCACCAUCAUUUCUAUCAAUGGACGUUGAUGGUAGAGUUAUUAGAGCUGACUCCUUGUCAAAGAUCCUGUCUUCAGGACUGAGGAUUGGCUAUUUAACUGGGCCUAAGCCACUUAUAGACCGGAUAAUACUGCACAUGCAGGCAUCAACCUUACAUACAAGUGCAUUUACUCAGGUAAUAGUACUGCAACUGCUGGAGAAAUGGGGUGUAGAAGGUUUCCUGGAGCACAUUGAGAGUGUCAUACAGUUCUACAGGUCACAGAAAGAUGCCAUGCUUGCAUCUGCAGAUAAGUGGCUAACAGGUUUGGCUGAGUGGCACAGUCCCACAGCAGGCAUGUUCUUGUGGAUGAAAAUCCUGGGAGUUCCAGAUACUCAUCAAAUGAUCAUGUUAAAAGCAAUAAGCAAUGAGGUUCUCCUGGUCCCUGGCUCAGCAUUUAAUAUUGACAGUUCAGAACCCAGUUCUUAUGUGAGAGCCUCCUUUUCCCUCUCUACACCAGAGCAGAUAGACCAGGGACUGGAGAGACUGGCAUCUCUUAUCAUUCAAGAAAGAAAAUGAACCUGUUAUUUGUAAGGCUACGACGGGUCAUGGGGGACGGAUUCAAAUAAGCAACUGUUCUAGAAUCUGUUAUCUUUAGAACAACAACGUAAUGAAGAUGUAUUUUAUUAAGCUGCUGGAAUUUGUUCUACCUAGAACAAAACAACUUUAGGAACAAAUGUAUAAUCUGCACCAGAUUAAAAUGCAAUUGCUAUAAGAAUCAUUAAACCAUUUUAGAUCAUUUCUGAAAUAAAGCAAGAAAACAUUUUGAAAGAAAGAAGAGUCUGAUGUAAUGUUUCUCUUUGUAUAGACCACCAAGAUG
This is a messenger RNA of Hyla sarda, 1714 nucleotides long. It is a transcript of the gene AADAT, whose product is annotated as aminoadipate aminotransferase. The transcript has 14 exons. The coding region runs from base 133 to 1413 and encodes 426 amino acids. Lineage: Eukaryota; Metazoa; Chordata; Amphibia; Anura; Hylidae. The record is from RefSeq and is a predicted model, not a curated record. Gene Ontology annotation, biological process: biosynthetic process. Gene Ontology annotation, molecular function: pyridoxal phosphate binding; L-kynurenine:2-oxoglutarate transaminase activity.